AUGUCCUUUGAAGAGAAGAGUCAGGACAAGGUCCUGCUGAGGAUGGGAGCAGCUCUCCUCAGAUGCCCAGUGUCAUUCCUGGAGGCUAUCCCGAUGGGUUCCAGCGCCCUCUACCUGGUCUGGAAGAGACCCUCCGAGCCCAACGGAAAUCUCACCGGAUAUCGCAUUUACUUCAGAGAAGUGGACGGGACUUCCCUAGGGACUGUCCUGGAGCGGCAACCUGCCAUAAGGGACCCCAGAGAGACCAGGGCCAAGCUGGCGGGACUGAGGCCGGACACCAAGUACCGAGUGAGCAUCCAGGCAACCACCAAGGUCGGACAAGGUGACCCCUACUACGUGGAGGUCAGGACCAACGAGCAGUCUGCCAACGUACCUGACAUUCCGACCUUCAAGGUGAGCCACCUCCCUGGGGAGCAUGGUCAGGCAGGAGUCCUGGUCACCUGGAUGCCAGCUGUGGAAGGACACCCAGGCAGCUACUUCUACGCACAGUUCAGGAGGAGAGGCGAGGGCCACUGGGACCGCACCGCCCUGGAGGAGAAUGAGGACUCGGUGGCGGUGAGGGGCCUGGAGCUGGGGACCGUCUACGAGAUGCGGGUGGUGGCGGUGGACGGACACUACGAGACGCCCAGCAGCAUCCAGGAGAUCGAGACCGGAGGACUGGUGCUCGCGGCGCCCGAGGGCCCGGAGAACAUCGCCACCGCGGCCUGGUUCAUCGGCAUGCUGUGCGCGGUGGCCCUGCUGCUGCUGCUGCUCAUCCUGGUCUGCCUGGUCAAGAGGAACCGGGGCGGCAAGUACUCGGUCCACGAGAAGGAGGCCGCCCAGGGCAGGGACCAGGACUACGCGGACGACGGGGGAUUCCACGAGUACACCAAGCCGGUGGAGACACACGCCGGGGGCGGCAGCCGCCUGAGCCUGACGAGCAGCUACAAGGGCGCCCAGGAGAGCGACACCGACAGCAUGGCCGACUAUGGAGAGGGGGAGGUGGGCGGCAAGUUCGGGGAGGACGGCUCCUUCAUCGGGCAGUACGCGGAGAAGAGGAGGAGGGAGGAGGAGCAGCGGGCCUCCCAGCCCUCGGCCCUCGCCACCUUCGUCUGAGACGGACUCUCGCUCAUCGUCUUCACUUCACCCAAUCACGUGUCUGUUUCCACGGGCCGGUCGCUUCUCCGGACAGGUGAUC
Uloborus diversus is the source of this 1177-nucleotide messenger RNA. Its product is annotated as neuroglian-like. Gene Ontology annotation, biological process: cell-cell adhesion. Bases 1 to 1095 code for a protein of 364 amino acids. The transcript has 7 exons. Gene Ontology annotation, molecular function: protein binding. The record is from RefSeq and is a predicted model, not a curated record. Lineage: Eukaryota; Metazoa; Arthropoda; Arachnida; Araneae; Uloboridae.